Messenger RNA from Cololabis saira (Pacific saury), 3363 nucleotides. It is a transcript of the gene paxbp1, whose product is annotated as PAX3 and PAX7 binding protein 1. Gene Ontology annotation, biological process: positive regulation of transcription by RNA polymerase II; mRNA splicing, via spliceosome. Gene Ontology annotation, molecular function: DNA binding. The coding region runs from base 131 to 2869 and encodes 912 amino acids. The transcript is spliced from 18 exons. The record is from RefSeq and is a predicted model, not a curated record. Gene Ontology annotation, cellular component: nucleus. Lineage: Eukaryota; Metazoa; Chordata; Actinopteri; Beloniformes; Belonidae.
GCUCCCCGGGAACAAGAUGGCGGCGGUGCGCUGCUGCGCGUGUUUAACUUCCUGCGCGUUUCUCAUCUUUAUCCGCCGUGCGAGCCUUUAAGCUUUUCCUCUGGUGGCUUUAGAAAAAAAUCUCAACACGAUGUUCAAGAAGGCGAAAAGGGCGAACUUCCGGCGGCAGCGGAACGAGUCUGACGAGGAGGAUCCGGAGCCAGGAGCGGGGCCCGUGCAGAUCCCGUUCAUGGAGACCUGCGGGCCCGGGCCGGGGGACCGGGACCCGGGGGGCCCCCUGGCCGGCCCCGGGGGCCUCAGUAACGGCUCUCCCGCCGGCCCGGCCCCCGCCAGGCCCCGCAGGGACCGGGACAGGAGGACCAGGGAGCCGGCGGGGGCUCCGGCCCCGGCUAAUCUUCUCAGCUUCGACCCGGAGGAAGAGGAGGUGGAGGUGUUCCGGGUGAAGAAGCCCAACCACAGCAAGAAGAUCGUCAAGCAGCUGAAGAAGGAGUACAAGGAGGAUCUGGAGAGGUCUGGGACGGUCCGGCCCGAUGCCAGAUCAGAAGCCGCCCCCCAGCCUGCGGUUGCUGUGAAACAGGAAGGCGGCAGCAAAGACAGCAGCGACCAUGGAGAGGAGGAGAUGGAGGUGGACAGUAACGACGACCCGGAGGAGGAAAAGCCCAGUCAUGGUGGUCUGUCCCACAGUCAGCUGACCAGGGCCCCCAGCGCCGGGUCCUCGUUCAACACCCUGUCGUCUCUCAGCACCCUGAGGCCAGGGGAGAUCCCUGACGCCGCAUUCAUCCACGCCGCCAGGAAACGGCGGCAGCUAGCGAGGGAGCUGGGCGGUGACGCCCCUCUGGUGGAGACGCAGGCUCAGCAGAAACGGCUCGGCUCCGACGACCAGGACGCCAGCGACGACGACGAGGACGAGAAGAGGAUCCGCUUCAGCGGCGUCAAGAACAAAACCCAGCGGCAGAAGAUCGCUGAGGAGAUAGGUAUCGAGGGCAGCGACGACGAGGCUCUGGACACGGGGCAGGAUGAAGAAGUGAGCCGCUGGGAGCAGGAGCAGAUCAGGAAAGGAAUCAGCAUUCCCCAGGUCCAGAGCAGCCAGCCGGAGGACACGGCCGUCUACUACCAGAACAGCUACGAGGCUCCGCCCUACGUCUCGUCCUACAACAUGUCCUUCACCUACAGCACCGUGGCCCCGCAGCCCGGCAAGCUGCCCCCCCACGCCGACAACGGCUCCGUUCAUUACGGGGCCCCAGUUUGUGAUCUAACCCCAGUGUCCAAUGAUCUGGUAAAGAAACGCCUACAGGAUAGGCUCGCUCAAAUGCACACGGGCCACAACGCCAACGUGAAGCGCUACAGACAGAUCAAAGACGACCUAGCUGCCUCCGAGAGCAGCAUCCAGCAGCUGGAGGGCUCGUCCAGCGACAAUGCAGAGCAAUACAAAUUCUUGCAAGAGAUGCGAGGGUAUGUUGGAGACUUGCUUGAGUGUUUCAGUGAAAAGGUGCCUGCUGUCCUGGAGCUGGAGGCUGCCAUGCACCAGUUACUAAGGCAACGGGCCGCACGACUUGUCCAAAGAAGACAGGAUGAUAUUAAAGAUGAAUCGUCGGAGUUUGCAAGCCUUUCAAGUAAAGCGGUCAUGGCUCCGAGCCUCGACUCGUUCGGUCGAGACCGAGCGGCGUACCAAGAGAACAGCCGGCAGAGGAGGAUAGCCGAGAGAGAAGCCCGGCGGACGCGGCGGCGACAAGCGCGGGAGCAGAACGGGAAGAGGACCGAGCACAACGAAGGCUUAUCGUCGGACGACGAGGAAACGUCCACCGACGUCACCAGCUUCGACAUGGAGAGAGAUCGCAUCAUCCGUGAGGCUAAGAAGGUGUUUGAGGACGUGCUGGAGGACUUCCACUCCCUGGACUGCAUCAAGCGGCGGUUCGAGGCGUGGCGGCAGGCGUACCCCGACUGCUACCGGGACGCUUACAUUGGCCUGUGUCUGCCCAAGCUGUUCAGCCCGCUGGUGCGGCUGCAGCUCAUCACCUGGAACCCCCUGGAGGGGGGAUGUGCCAACUUUGAGUACAUGCUGUGGUUCGAGUCUCUGCUGUUCUACGGCUUUGAGGAGAACAGUGUCCUGCAGAAGGAGGACGGAGACAUCGGCCUGCUGCCCGCCAUCGUGGAGAAGGUCAUCCUGUCCAAGCUGUCAGUGUUUGCAGAGCAGGUGUGGGAUCCUCUGUCCAGCAGCCAGACCGUCAUGUUCGUGGGUUUCAUCCAGAGACUGGUGAAGGGUUAUCCCACCGUGCUGCACGGAGACAACCAGUUCACGCAGGAGCUGCUGAAGAGCAUCGUGUUGCGGACCAGGCGGACUCUGGACGAAGACAUCUUCCUUCCACUCUACCCAAAAAAUGUGAUGGAGAACAAGAACAGCGGAGCCUACCUGUUCUACCAGCGGCAGUUCUGGUCCUGCGUGAAGCUGCUGGGUAACGUGCUCCAGUGGGAGGGGAUCUUGUCCACUUCCUGUCUGAGGGACCUGGCCCUGGACAGCACCCUGAACAGAUACAUCCUGUCAGCGCUGCAGAUCACCGACGUGGGGGAGGACAACGUGGACAAGUGCCAGAAGGUGCUGGAGUGUCUGCCGCGUCACUGGUUCUCGGGCCUGAAGGGCCAGCAGACGCUGCCCCAGCUGGAGCCGCUCUGCCGAUACCUCACCUUCAUGGCCAACUCGCUGCACCGCGGCGGCGCCGCUACGUCGGACCUGGAGCGACGCACGGCCAAGGAGCAGGUCCGGGACAUCGUGAAGAUGCUCGGCCACAUCAACGCCCUGGACCACAUCAUCGCCCUGGCCGAGGAGCAAGGCAUCAAGGACAUCAAGCAGCUCAUGGAGGUGAAAUCCUAGAGACUGAGAACUCUUCCUCCUCUUUCCUCCUCCGGCGAGGAUUCUUAGGAAAGUGUUGGUUCUGCUUGGACGUUCACCAGCAGUUGGUACUGUGACCUAAACUAGCGGAUAAAAGUGUUGUAAAUACUGUGAAUAAUGUAUAGUUGGGUGUCCUGGCUCCUCCACACCAGAGCAUUUCUGAACUCAGUCCCCGGAUCAUCAGCUUCACUGGACGGACCUUCGGACAGGUUUUAAACGCAUAAUUUAUUUGAAGAAAAAGCAUUUGUAGACAUUUUCUUUUGAUAAAAAUCUCUAAAUUGUGCCCAGAUUCACUCCAGACGUCUCUAUAAUCUACACUUUGGUCACAGAUUUCAUCUUUCCAUACCAAAAGGUUUCAAGGGCCACGUACGAAGUCAAACUAAACGCUUCCUGACUUCUGAUUCGUUUUCACUUUUGCCAGUUUUUAGUUUUAUGUCUUUGUUUUUUGCCUGUGAAUAAAAUAGUCAUUAUAAUGA